Messenger RNA from Suhomyces tanzawaensis NRRL Y-17324, 1791 nucleotides. RefSeq names its product RNA exonuclease (gene REX3). The transcript is spliced from 2 exons. Gene Ontology annotation, cellular component: nucleus. NCBI's taxonomy places the organism in Eukaryota, Fungi, Ascomycota, Pichiomycetes, Serinales, Debaryomycetaceae. Bases 61 to 1605 code for a protein of 514 amino acids. Gene Ontology annotation, molecular function: exonuclease activity; nucleic acid binding. The record is from RefSeq and is a predicted model, not a curated record.
UAUCUGGAGCUAACCCUAACUACGGAAUGCUUGCAAAAAGACCAGCAGACAGGCACAGGCAUGUUCAAGCUCGAUGGGAACUACUUCGGAGAUACUAAGUGCCCAAAUAAUAGCGAGGAGAAGCCAUGUACCAUUUUGAAUUGUCUUUUUAGCCACAGAAUUGAUGACUUGAAGAGGCCACUAGAUGGCGAUCCAGAACUUCCAGCCCCAAAAAGGGCAGAGACGGAAGCCAAAGGUUCAAUUUUGCAAGAACAACGAGACGAGGAGGGCUACCGUCUUGUACCCAAACCAAUUACUCAUCUUGACAUUCCCUUUGAAAUCAGACAUGCUAACAUCCAGCGUAUUCUCGAGUAUUACGGAGAUGAGGAGCUCAAAAAAUCUGAGCAGGAUGCACUCGAGGAGGAAUUCAGUUUUGCAGACUUGAGCCAGUCAAAGGACGAGUAUAAUUCCAACAUUGAGUUGAUGUUGCUGGGUAAGGAAAUCAAGGUGAUAUCUGACCCAGCAUAUAUUUUACCCAAGGAAGUGAAACCCAAGGCCCCUGCAGGCUUGCCUGAAAGGAAGCGGUUUAUCCAGUUCAUGGUAGACGCCUUCAAAAAGGCGCAACCUAAUGUCAGGACGCCCAUCUUAAAAUCUAUCGAAGAAGAAUAUACCGUUGCAUCAACGACAACACCUGUGACAUAUAACCAAUCAAUAAAGAAAAAAAUCCACCAGAUCGCCAACCCCGAGAAGUAUCAAAGGAAGGAAAAGGUGUUGUCCAACGCUGAUUUGCUCAGCAAACUAAAGGAAUUAGUAAUACCAAAGCCGAAAUUGCAAAAAUUCGGUUAUGUGAUGGAGCCGCCAAAGACAAAGGCUUUGGAGACCAGAAGAAACUGUAGACGAUGCGGUGCUGACUUCACAAAGGAAGAACAGCUCAAUCCAGUUACAUGCCAAUUUCAUGCGGGGAAGAUCAGAAGAAAGGACAAGCGGACUCGAUUUUACGACUGCUGUGGAUCAGAGGUCGGAAGUGAAAACGAGACUUGUUCUGUAGCAUCACAUCAUAUUUUCUAUUGGAACGAUGUGGAAGAAAUGCAUUCUGCAAUCCCCUUCAAAAAAAUAGACCAUUCGUCGAAAACUGCUGUCAAGGCGGUAGGGAUUGAUUGUGAGAUGGGAUACACCACUUUAGGUUUCGAACUACUCAGAAUCACAGCUAUCGACUAUCUUACAGGGGAAGAUGUGUUCGAUAUAUUCGUACAACCCAUAGGAACGGUAGUGGAUUUGAACACAAGAUAUUCUGGUGUUGCCGAAAUCAUUGAAGGAGCUCUCACUUUCGAGGAGCUGAUGCAUUUUGUUCGCCAGUACAUUGACAAGGAUACUGUGCUCAUUGGCCAUGGUUUGGAAAACGAUAUGAAUGCUAUGCGGCUAAUUCAUGAACAAAUAGUGGACACAGCCAUCUUGUACCCCAAAUUCAAGGCAUCGCCAACUUUCCGGUUCAGCUUGAAAGAUUUGGCAUUCAGCUACUUGAGCAGAAAUAUUCAGACAGGAGAGCAUGACAGCAGAGAGGAUUCUAUUGCGGCCAUUGAUAUAGUCAAGUACUUUAUCAACUUGGAUGCAAAACGAGAUAGUUAGUUGGUGGGAACAUUUAUGCAUUUCCGCUGAAUAGGUUAUGCUCAUUACAUAGUAAAUGAACAACAAGGGUACAGUAGAACUGGAAUAAAUCAUUUUGUUGCCAUUCCAACCACUCAUCAAUAGCAAGAAGCUUUUUAUUUUCUUAUAUCUUUAAGAAUCUUUAACAUAACCACUAAAUAAUAUACU